Molecule: messenger RNA, 1060 nt
Organism: Saprolegnia diclina VS20
Lineage: Eukaryota; Oomycota; Saprolegniomycetes; Saprolegniales; Saprolegniaceae
Exons: 1
Coding region: 63-998 (311 amino acids)
Biological process (GO): regulation of DNA-templated transcription
Molecular function (GO): sequence-specific DNA binding; DNA-binding transcription factor activity
Source: RefSeq, a predicted model, not a curated record
GAGCGCGACGGAGGCCAAGCGCAAACGCAGCUUGAAGCGCAUUUGGGUUUUGAGCGCCUACGAUGCAAGUGGCCAUGAUGCACGAGAUGCCGUCGUCGCCGACGUCGUCGAGCAACGAGACCAUGUCGCACACGCCGACCAAGAAGCGCAAGGUCGGCGUGCCCAAGUUCCUCCGGUACCUCUACCAGAUCCUCGAGAAGGAAGACAGUGCAAUCAUCUCGUGGGCGAACGGCGGCACGUCGAUCCAGAUCCUCGACACGGACCGCGUCGCGCAGUACAUUUUGCCCAAGUACUUCAAGCACUCCAAGUACGCGAGCUUCCAGCGCCAGCUCAACUACUUUGGCUUUCGCAAGUGGACGAAGAGCCAGACCAACAUUUGCACGUUCAGCCACCCCGAGUUUCGCCAGAACCGACCGGACCGCCUGUACCUCAUCAAGCGCAAGAACAGCCCCGAGUCGGCGCGCAAGAAGCCAACAAAGGCCAUGAGCGCGUCGGCCAUGCACGAGAAGACGCCGAUGCCACCGAUGCUGCACUUUCAUUCGAUGCGGCACCAUGCGAUGGCGCCCAUGAGCUACGACUUUUUGGCGCCAACGACCACCACCUCGUCGUCGUCGUCGCCGUCCGCGGGCUUUCACCGUGCGCUCUUCCCGAACGACGUGCUCGACUUCAAUCCGACCAAGAAGGAGAGCAUGCUCUUUGGGUUCCAGUCCAAACCGUCGCCGACGACGACGCCGCUGCCGUCAACGCACCUGCUCUCGGACAUUGAGAACCUCCAGAUCCAAGGCGACGGCCCCAGCUUUAGCCUCCUCGACGUCAACCACAUGAUGUUUGGGGGCGCGUCGACGCCGCUGCCACCGUCGAUGCUGCCCGACCUCAAGGACUCGACCAACAACGAGUCGCACUUUGAUUUUGAUAUGAACUGCGCGUGGCUCGACAGCUUUACGCCCGUCGACCCGUACCCGAGCGGACCCGCGUUCAACCACGCCGAGUACGCAUAAUAGACUAGUACACUAGAAGGUACCAACUAAACCACCAACAAGCUAUCUAUCUCCAAGUACAC